Molecule: messenger RNA, 4263 nt
Organism: Spea bombifrons (plains spadefoot toad)
Lineage: Eukaryota; Metazoa; Chordata; Amphibia; Anura; Pelobatidae
Gene: KIF4A
Product: kinesin family member 4A
Exons: 30
Coding region: 1-3672 (1223 amino acids)
Biological process (GO): microtubule-based movement; mitotic spindle organization
Molecular function (GO): ATP binding; microtubule binding; microtubule motor activity
Source: RefSeq, a predicted model, not a curated record
AUGGGGAAGGAUGAGGGCAUUCCGGUGAGAGUUGCUCUACGUUGCCGGCCGCUGGUCCCCAAGGAGCUUAAUGAAGGCUGUAAAACAUGCCUUACGUUUGUACCCGGAGAACCCCAGGUAAUUGUUGGCUCUGAGAAGUCAUUUACUUACGAUUACGUCUUUGAUCCAUCAACUGAGCAAGAAGAGGUCUAUAAAGCCGCUGUUGCUCCACUAAUUAAAGGCUUAUUUAAUGGAUACAAUGCUACCGUGGUUGCGUAUGGGCAAACAGGUUCCGGGAAGACAUACUCAAUGGGAGGUGCAUAUACUCAAGAUCAAGAAAAUGACCUGACCGUGGGAGUCAUUCCAAGGGUUGUCAAGGCACUCUUUCAGGAAAUUGACCAAAGAUCUGACUGGGAGUUCCUUCUUAAAGUUUCCUACUUGGAGAUCUAUAAUGAAGAAAUUCUUGAUCUAUUAGACCCUUCACGCGAUAAGGGUGCGCCAAUUAGCAUACGUGAAGACCCCAAAGAAGGGAUUAAGAUCUGUGGUUUGACUGAGCGGGAUGUAAAGACUGCCUUGGAUACGGUGUCUUGCCUGGAACAUGGAAACAGCUCUCGAACUGUGGCCUCCACGGCAAUGAACUCUCAGUCCUCUCGUUCGCAUGCCAUCUUCACCAUUUCUAUUGAUCAGCGGAAACAGGGAGACAAAAGUAGCAGUUUCCGUUCCAAGUUGCAUCUUGUGGACCUUGCAGGAUCUGAAAGGCAGAAGAAGACAAAAGCUGAAGGUGACCGUUUGAAGGAAGGUAUCAGCAUUAAUCGAGGCUUAUUGUGCCUUGGAAAUGUCAUCAGUGCCUUGGGAGAUGAAACUAAGAAAGGCAGCUUUGUGCCGUAUCGAGAUUCUAAGUUAACGCGUCUCUUACAAGAUUCACUUGGUGGGAACAGUCAUACGCUUAUGAUUGCAUGUGUCAGUCCUGCUGAUUCCAACAUGGAAGAGACCCUGAACACAUUGCGGUAUGCAGACAGAGCCAGAAAGAUUAAGAACAAACCCAUUGUGAACACCGAUCCACAGGCUAUAGAGCUUCAGCGCCUCAAGCAGCAGGUUCAAGAGUUGCAGGUCUUGUUGUUGCAGGCCCAUGGAGGAACUCUACCUGUCCUAACCGGCAUUGAGCCAUGUGAGAAUUUACAGUCCCUUAUGCAGAGGAACAAGGUUCUCGAGGAUGAGAACGGUAAACUGACCAGAGAACUAGGUAAUGCAGCAGAGCAAACCGCUCAGAUCCUGGAAAGAAUUAUUCUGACUGAACAUGAAAAUGAGAAGUUAACCAGUAGGAUGGACACGCUUAAGCAACAUGCAGCUUGUAAGGUAAAUCUUCAGAGAUUGGUGGAGGCUCUAGAAGACCAAGAGCUAAAGGAGAAUGUGGAGGUGGUCCGUGAUCUUCAACAAGUCAUUGUGCAGCUUCAGGAUGAAAGCUCUGGCAUCGCUGCUUCUAUUGAGUCGAUGGCUGAAGAGGUUGCUGGUCCUUCCGACUCAGAGGAGAAAGUGUCAAAUGGAGAAAAACGCUCGUCAGAUGGCUUCACUACUGACCAUGCCCUGAGACAGGCCCAGCUUUCCAAGGAGCUGAUAGAACUAAACAAAGCUCUGGCAUUAAAGGAAGCUUUAGCCAGGAAGAUGGUUCAGAAUGACAGCCAGCUAGAGCCAAUGCAGAAUGAAUACUUGAACAACAUUAAAACAUUGGAGUCAGAAGUCGGAGCAUUGCAGAAGGAAAAAGAGGAGCUGAUCCUUGCUCUCCACUCGGCCAAGAAAGAUGUCAAUCAGGCCAAGCUGAGUGAACGCAGACGAAAAAGGUUGCAGGAGCUGGAGGGGCAAAUGACUGAUCUUAAGAAAAAGCUGACUGAGCAGUCAAAGCUUCUGAAACUCAGAGAGACCACUGAGAAAACGGUUUCAAAACUUAACCACGAAAUUCAGGCAAUGAAAACCCAGCGUGUACAGCUCAUGCGGCAGAUGAAGGAGGAUGCUGAAAAGUUCCGUACCUGGAAGCAACAGAAAACUAAAGAAGUCAUUCAGCUUAAGGAGAAGGACCGCAAAAGGCAAUAUGAGCUGCUGAAGUUGGAACGAGACUUCCAGAAGCAGGCCAAUGUACUCCGAAGGAAAACUGAAGAGGCUUCUACUGCUAACAAGCGUCUGAAGGAAGCUCUGUUGAGACAGAGAGAAGCCAUGGACAGGCGGAAAGAUGCACAACACAAAGGCAUGGAAGGGGCAGCGGUUAGAAUAAAGAACUGGUUGGCCAACGAGGUUGAAGUCUUGGUGAGCACAGAAGAAGCUCAAAGGCAUCUCAAUGACCUGCUGGAGGACAGGAAGAUAUUGUCUCAAGAUAUAGCACAACUUAAGCAAAAGAAGGAUACAGGAGAGUGCCUCCCUUCCAAGAUCAGGAGACGUACCUACACUGUGGCAGAGCUGGAGAGCAUGGGACAAGAAGCCUCUGUCACUAAACAGAUUGAGAGUCUAGAGACGGAAAUGGAGCUUAGGAGUGCCCAGAUUGCGGACCUGCAGCAGAAGCUGUUGGAUGCGGAUGGAGAGGAAGAUAGGGCCAAACAGAGAUGGGAAACGAUUGCUAACAUCAUGGAGGCAAAGUGUGCACUCAAGUACUUAAUGGGAGAACUUGUCUCUUCUAAAGUACAAAUCAGCAAACUGGAGAGCAGCUUGAAACAGAAUAAAGCACACACUGCGGAUCUACAGAAAACUCUGUUUGAGGAGAGAAAUCAAAUGGCGGAGAUGGAGACUGAACAUCAGAGCCAACUUGUGCAGCUAGAGCAGCAACACCAAGAGAAGAUUCUGUACUUGCUGAGUCAGCUACAGCAGAAGCAAACUACACCUGCUGAGCAGGCCGGAGAAACCGAGAGGGAGAAGCAACUGAUGGAGAGGUUGAAGUUCCAGGAUGAAGAAAUUGAAAAAAUGAAGGAGCUAUGUGAAAAGAACCAACAGCUUCUUCAGGAAAAUGACAUGUACAAACAGAAAUUAGCCCUUCUCCAGGUUGCAAGCGGAAAGAAACUGUAUAACAUUAUGCCAGAAAAAACGGAGACCUGUCCAGAUUCGCCAUUUGACUUCAUCCCUCCAAAGCCAAGAGGCAAGCGGCGCACAAAAACCGCCACUGUGAUCUUAGAGGACCUGUUGUCUGAGUCUGAGGAGUCAGAGGAAGAAACAAAUGAUAAAAAUUGGAAGCCUGGUAACAAUGGGAAACAAGCAAAGAAAUCGUCCUCUGGGUGUUCCUGUAAGGCACGGUGUGGAAACAAAAUGUGUCGCUGCAGAAAAACAAAGCAGAACUGUUCCGAGGACUGCUACUGUGACCCUUCGAAAUGCCGCAACCGAGAAAACAUCUUGGAUGACGUUAAUGGAGACGACCAAUCGCAGGAGUCUGAGAGUUCAAUGAAAAUAAGUUUCCCAGCAGAUGUGACAGCUGGGGGCUCUUUCUUCACCCCUCCAUGUGUCACACCCACCAAGAAGGUGCUUCGCGAGAUCGGCGAUAUUGGUCAAGUGCUUUCCAUCAGACUUCAGCGCAAACCAAGCACCGCUUCUGGCCAGACACUUACUUCAGAUUCACAAGAGAAUCAAACCUCUAUAUUAAAAAAGAAAAAGAAAGCUCUGUGCAACAGCAACGCAAGCUUCUUCUCUGGAUCCUCGCCAGCCACAGAAAACGAGUGAAUUUUUGGACAGAGCGUUAAAUCAUCUUCAUUCUUAGUGUUAGUCCCUAAAGAAUGGCAAGUCGAUAACCUUGAAUAGAACACUUGAAGAAACGACUAAUUGUAAAUAUUUAUGUGUGUGUCUGAAGGGAGUUUCGAUGUCAGGUUCUUCGGUUUAAUUUAAUCAAGUUUUUUUUUUUCAAAUUUAACACCUCGCCUGUGGUCUGUUUUUUGUGUUUAAUUGUUUUAUCCCAUUAGAUGCCUGCAAUGUACUGCCAUUAAACACAGGCAAAUAAAUUUAGUGUAAUUUAUCAGCAAAAUGAACUAUGAAGUCUUCAGCUAAUCCAUCCCCGUGAAACCUGUACGCAGUCUUUACGAAUGAGCUCUAUAGAGCAGUGACUAUUUGCUCCCUAUGUCUGUUUUUGUAUUAUCUGUUCCUAAAUCCUCGUAAAUAUAGAGAAUAACCUCUAGGCUAGAUGACCCAGUGAUAUGUAUGAUAGGAAAACACAUCUUCAGGUUUUUUUUUUUUUUAACCUUAUGUCUGUCCUUUUUGUAGUUUCCAUGGGAAACAUAUUUUUUAGGUUUAUUAAAAAUAAAACAUGCCAAUGUUUCA